Python bivittatus (Burmese python) is the source of this 2052-nucleotide messenger RNA. The record is from RefSeq and is a predicted model, not a curated record. Lineage: Eukaryota; Metazoa; Chordata; Lepidosauria; Squamata; Pythonidae.
AUGGAACUCCUCUCUAAUCCAGAUGGUAGAUUCAUCCCUAACUACAAAUGUAGUCUCCAGAAUAAUCUGAUAGCAGUUAUAGGAGGACCAAGUUCUGUUGCUUUUCUUGAUAUGGCCACCAUCCUGACUCACUACAAGUUUGUCCAGGUUGCAUAUAGCUCUACUCUAGAAACCAAGGCCCAAACCCAAUCUGGGUUCUUUUACUGGAUGCUCCCAAAUGCAAUCCGUCAGUACAAAGGACUUCUCCAGCUCUUUCUGCAUUUUGGUUGGACCUGGAUUGGGGUAUUUUACCUUGAUAUCGGCAACACAGCAGAGAUUUUGUGGAGGAUUGUUUUCCCCACGUUUUCCAAAAAAGGUGUCUGUUUUGAAUUUAUAGAAAAAAUACCAGGUGGAUUUCUCACUCAGGACGAAAAAACUAUUCGCAAAUCAUAUGCAACUUUCAACACUGUCUUCAAUAGUACAACUAAUAAAGUGCUGCUGCAUGGCGAAUUUCAGAGUAUGUUAAAUUUAAGGUUUUUACUCAACGCCUUGGAAUUUAAUAAUGUGGAUUAUGAUACAAAAGUCUGGGUUAUGACAGCAGAUGUAGAUUUCUCAUCGGUUCACUUCCAAAGGAGUUGGGAUGUUAAUUUCAUUCAUGGAACUCUGUCCCUUUCAGUACAAUCAAUGGAGGUAUUAGGAUUCCAACAUUUUGUUCAGAUGAGAAAUCCCGCUUUGGAUAAAGGAGACAGUUUUUUAACCCAAUUCUGGCAACAGACAUUUAAUUGUUUGCUCCCAACCUCUCCUCUCGAUGAAGAGGAUGAGAAUAUCUGCACUGGGGAGGAGAAACUAGAGACUCUCCCUAUGACUGUCUUUGAAAUGAGCAUGACUGCCCACAGCUACAGUAUUUAUAAUGCUGUCUAUGCAAUCGCGCAUGCUUUGCGUGUUCUGUACUCUUUCCAAGGCCAGCAAAGGUCAGGAAGGAGACAGAAAUUCCUUCGUCAAAUGUCAUGGAAGCUCCACCACUUACUGCGAAGCAUAUCAUUUAAUAGCAGUCCUGGAGAGAAUAUUUCCUUUGAUAAAAAUGGGGAAUUAGUUGCAGGUUUUGACAUUAUAAACUGGAUCACUUUCCCAAACCAGACGUUUCUUAGAGUCAAAGUUGGAAGGAUGGAUCCAGGGAGAGCCUCUCACAAACUGCUGACUAUUUCUGAAGAGAAGAUCAUUUGGCCCAACCGGUUUAAUCAGCAUGUAACUUACCUAUCCUACAAAGAACUGUUGGGGACUGGCUUAGCCACAUCAGCUCUUGUGCUUUCUUUUAUCACGAUAUUGGUGCUCGGAAUCUUCCUGAAGCAUCACAACACUCCCAUCGUCAAGGCCAACAACUGCAGCCUCUCCUACACCCUCCUCAUCUCCCUCCUCCUCUCCUUCCUUUGUUCUCUACUUUUCAUCGGUCGACCCACAAAGGUGACAUGUCUCCUUCGACAGACCACUUUUGGGAUCAUCUUCUCGGUGGCCGUUUCUUGUAUGCUAGCCAAAACCAUCACUGUGGUUCUUGCUUUCAUGGCCACCAAACCAGGAUCUCGGAUGAGGACAUGGGUGGGGAAAAGACUGGCUCUUUUCAUUCUUCUUUCCUCUUCUCUUAUUCAAAGUACUUUUUGUGCUGUAUGGCUUGAAACAUCUCCCCCCUUCCCAAACUUUGACAUGAGGUCCAUAAGUAGUGAAAUCAUUUUAGAAUGUAAUGAAGGAUCUGUUGCAAUGUUUUAUUCUGUUUUAGGUUUUAUGGGCUUCCUGGCCCUUGUCAGUUUUAUUGCAGCUUUCCUAGCCAGAAAGUUACCAGACACUUUUCAGGAAACCAAGUCGAUUACUUUCAGCAUGCUGGUGUUUUGCAGUGUCUGGCUCUCCUUUGUCCCUGCCUACAUGAGCACCAAGGGGAAAUACAUGGUGGCUGUGGAGAUCUUCUCCAUCUUGGCCUCUAGUGCUGGGCUUCUGGCUUGUGUCUUUUUCCCCAAAUGCUACAUCAUUAUGGUGAGGCCUGAUCUGAAUAAAAGGGAGUGUCUAAUAAAGAGAAUUAAUUAA